Messenger RNA from Hyaena hyaena (striped hyena), 3418 nucleotides. RefSeq names its product keratin 80 (gene KRT80). Gene Ontology annotation, molecular function: structural constituent of skin epidermis. Gene Ontology annotation, cellular component: keratin filament. The coding region runs from base 154 to 1512 and encodes 452 amino acids. NCBI's taxonomy places the organism in Eukaryota, Metazoa, Chordata, Mammalia, Carnivora, Hyaenidae. The transcript has 9 exons. Gene Ontology annotation, biological process: keratinization; intermediate filament organization. The record is from RefSeq and is a predicted model, not a curated record.
CGCCCUCCUGAAGCUAAUGAGCACUGUAGGACAGGUGUUUGCUCCUCAGUCCCCAGCCUGCCCUGCCUGCGACCAGAGCCAGCUGCCCGCCACCCCCUCAAAGGCUCACUCACAUCCCCGAGCCCUCCCGAGUCCCGGGCCCGGGGGGCCGCGAUGGCCUGCCGCUCCUGCGUCGUUGGCUUCAGCAGCCUUAGCAGCUGUGAGGUGACCCCUGCGGGCGGCCCCCGGCCUGGGACCUCGGGAUGGGGCAGCUGCGGAACCCCCGGGCCAGGCUUCAGCUCCCGCAGCCUCACAGGCUGCAGGCCUGCCGGCACCCUCCCCAAGGUCACCGUGAACUCCAACCUGCUGGUGCCCCUGGACUUCAAAGUGGACCCAGCCAUCCAGCAGCAGAAAAACCAGGAGAAGGAGGAGAUGAAGGUCCUCAAUGAUAAAUUUGCCUCCCUGAUUGGCAAGGUGCAAGCCCUGGAACAGCGCAACCAGCUGCUGGAGACCCGCUGGCACUUCCUGCAGGGCCAGGACUCCGUCACCUUCGACCUCGGGCACCUCUACGAGGAGUACCAGGGCCGGCUGCAAGAGGAAGCACGCAAAGUGAGUCAGGAGCGGGCCCAGCUGGAGGCCAACCUGCUGCAGGUGCUCGAGAAGGUCGAGGAGUUUCGAAUCAGGUAUGAGGAUGAGAUCUCCAAGCGCACAGACAUGGAGUUCACCUUCGUCCAGCUGAAGAAGGACCUGGAUGCCGAGUGUCUUCGUCGGACCGAACUGGAAACCAAGUUAAAAGGCUUGAAGAGCUUCGUGGAGCUGAUGAGAAACAUCUACGAGCAGGAGCUGAAGGAACUGACAGCCCAGGUAAAGGAUGUGUCAGUGACCGUGGGCAUGGACAGCCGCUGCCACAUUGACCUCAGUGGCAUCGUGGAGGAGGUGAAGCUCCAGUAUGAUGCCAUCGCGGCCCGCAGCCUGGAGGAAGCUGAGGCAUACUCCCGGAGACAGCUGGAGGAGCGAGCCGCCUGCUCAGCUGAGUUUGGGAACAGUCUCCAGAGCAGCCGCAAUGAGAUCGCUGACCUCAAUGUGCACAUCCAGAAGCUUCGAUCCCAGAUCCUCUCCAUCAAGAGCCAUUGCCUUAAACUGGAGGAGGACAUCAAGGCGGCCGAGGAGCAGGGGGAGCUGGCUUUCCAGGACGCCAAAGCCAAGCUGGCCGAGCUGGAGGCCGCCCUGCACCAGGCCAAGAAGGACAUGGCGCGGCAGCUGCGCGAGUACCAGGAGCUCAUGAACACCAAGCUGGCCCUGGACAUCGAGAUCGCCACCUACCGCAAGCUGGUGGAGGGCGAGGAGAGCCGGAUGGACUUGCCUUCAACCACCAUGGUCAGCGUUGUGCAGUCCCGAUCCAAAACCGCUGCCUCCAAGUCUGGCCUUUCAAGAGCGCCCUCCCGGAAGAAGAGGAACAGAAAAGGCCCUGUGAUCAAAAUCACCGAAAUGUCAGAGAAGUUCCUCUCGCAGGAGUCAGAGGCCUCGGAGUAAAGGCAGCUGGACCCCAGGAGCCCAAGUCACUCCCCUGCCGCAGGAGGGACUUAAGCUAAACUCAAGAAAGCAGCUCAGAGCCUCUCGGUUGGGAGGGGAGGCAAACCGGAUUCUGAAUGGAAAGGAGAAGGGGUCCCAGCAACGUCUGUGUUUUUGGGGGCUGCCGAGGGUGGCACACGACUGCAGCCAGCUCUUCAGAAUCGCUCCACUCCAUCUCAACAUUCCGGUCUCACCUUUCCAACCUUCUGGCCAGACGUUUUCCCAGCUGGAUAAACUGGUAUUGGGGGUCAGUUUUCUCUCCACCUCCUUGCUCUUCUGAGGCUCCUCCCCAAACAGAGGGCUCUGACCGAGGAACCUUCCACCCUUUCGCCCAACCCUUGCCCUAAACUCACAUGUCAAGCCUUGCCUUGCCUCUGCCUCGGGACCGAGGCUGGUGCCUUCGCUCCCCCAGCCCCAGCCAGCCAUGGAUCAUGGGCUGGUGAGGACUGCGUGGGCACCUCCCCACAUCUGGAGUUCCUGAGGAGGCCGGGUGCUGAGCACCCCUGGGUUUCUUGCACCACCCGGGGCCCCCAGAGACCUGACAGUAUUAGGCAGUGAAAGGAGGAAGUCCCCCAGGUGUGUGGGUCCUAAGCCUGGACCUCUGAGGUCCGCCCAGACACCUGUGCCUCUUCCCUCCUCCUGUGGGUCCCUCGCAGCAGGCCAGUCGGAACUGGACAGGCUGCCCAGCCAGCUCCCGGCUCCUUCUCCAGAAGCUAUUCUUGCCAUAACCAACCCCCUAUGAGAGGGAAGUCAGAGGGCAGCCCGGGACCAAGCAGGAGAAUGUGGCCCUCCCUUCUCCUCCCUGCCGUCCUGCGGUUCCCCACCGUCCUGUGGUUCCCCACCCUGCCCAGGAUCCAAGCUCUCUGCAUUCUGGUCUCUUGCCUAGGGGUUCCCCAAGCCUGGAACCUGGCCCUGGUGGACCAGGCCCUGGAGACCCCCAGCUUCACCCCUACCAUGAAGCCCUGGGCUAUUUCCCAUGAAUCCCACCUCUCGGGUCCCUGUUCUCUCCAUCAGGCCAUCAGACUUGGCCCUCCCCUCCUUUGCAUUCACUGAGGAGCCCAGGAACACUCCGCACCUGUGGGGUUAGGGCUCCUUCUUUCCUCCUUCCUCCGCCCCCUCCUCCCGCCGCGCCCACUCCCCUGCCUACUGUGGGGCCGUGAAGAAGGUGCAGUCCAGGCAGGUCUGGGAGUUUCUGAGCCCUUCAGAUUGGGCUGGGGGAGCCCCAGUGACAACCAAAAGUGAAUUCUGCGUCCAAAGAGAAGAUUGGGAGCUGGGAGGAGCAUUCCUCUUUCCUCAUCUCGGCUCUCACCUUCAGGGCUCGAAGGGGAAUCCUGGCAGCUCCAGCCCCCCUCAUCCACAUGCCACCCUCUGUCCUGCCCUCCUUUCUCCCUACCUGCCCCUGCCUCUUUCUGCUGCUAGGCUCAGUCUUCCACCCCUUCAUCUCACUUUCCAGGACAUGGUCCCCCAAGGCCUUGACCCCUUUGAGGCCUCAAGGUCCUCCAAGCCUCUGGGGGGCGCUGAAGGGCUACCGACUCUCAGGCUGGAGGAAACUCAGACAUAGACUCAUCACUGAAGUCGCCUAAGGGUGCUGAUUGCUGCUCUUUCUCUGCCUAUUUAUUGGUUUCCAAGGGAGCAAGUCCUCAGUGGGGAUGCAAGGUAUAGAGAGUAUAUAUAUUAUUUUUCAUAACUUAUGUGGCUUUUAACUUAUUGCUUCCCUUCCUGUUUCUGCAUAGUCAGUGCUAUAUUUACUAUCUGGAUAAAGAACACAUAUCCCAGCCACCCCACCUGGCUGGCUGACUAUCUUGGGGCAGUGCCCCCUUCUCCCUCCAAGGGAUGAAUAAAAUGCUGAGAUAUGUCCAUGGAUAAA